AUGGUUGUCGCCAGAAGAUGCGAUUUCAACUUCCAAAGGGAUCAAGUUGCAGUCCUCAAAAAAUGCAGACUUCGUUUUGGGGCUUCUGAGAAACCAUGGAUUCUGUCAUGGGAUCAAGUUGUAGUCCCUAGAAAAUGCAAACUCUAUUUUGGGGCUUCUGAGAAACCGUGGAUUCUCUCAAACCCAUAUCUCAAAGUUUUGCAAAACUCGCCCAGAAAGUAA
Messenger RNA from Prunus armeniaca (apricot), 222 nucleotides. The record is from the annotation of a GenBank genome assembly. Lineage: Eukaryota; Viridiplantae; Streptophyta; Magnoliopsida; Rosales; Rosaceae.